AUGACCUCAGAUUCCAUCUUACAUGACUUCAAUUCCUCCUCUGAGGACCCUGCACACAAUGAUCUGGAGGUCGACAAAGAGCCCAACACUCUUAAUGUGAACUCUGCCCUGACAGGUGGUGUAGGACCAAGUGAACCACUGAAUACAGCUCAAGAUUCGGAUAACUCAACAUCCGAUGACUCCAUAUUUUUCAAGCUCCCCCGAGAGAGAGACGACGAUGCAUGGUCACGAUCCUCAGUACACGAGCGUUUCUCGAAUACUGAAGACCCCUCGGUGGUCCCGGACACGAUGGAAACCUGGACACCAGCCCAUUUUGGAGAUCCAGCUGGUUAUCGACCGUACAUGACAUGGUCAGAGCCGGUUGGGGUUCGGGAGUUCCACGAACUCACCGCACGAUACCCUAAAGGAGGGUAUGACUCCAAUUCGGAAAACGGCCUGAGGCAGGAGUUGACGGAUGUUAGGGGAAGGAAACCGAGGGAGAGUGCAGUAGGGGAAGUUAGGCGAGCAGUUCAACGUACUACGGCGAAGUUAGCCGCAGUUCAUCGACGAUCAUCUUAUCAUUUACCACUCGACGUAUCACUACGGCGAAUUAGCCGAGGUUUGUCGACCGUCGGAUUGCUCUUACCGACGACCCGUGCAAACCUCGGAGAAGUUCGAGAUUGUAUGCAGCCAGAGAGGAGAGUUACAAGAAGUAUGAGUAGACCAGGAGAAACAGUAGAGGAGACGGAGAGGAGGAUGUUGGAGGAAUUAAGACAAAGCUUGGGACCAUUGCCUGGUGCAAUUGAUACCCCCGAAGGAUCAACUCAAGGCGAUGAUUUCUAUCCACCCCUGCCUUUUGAACCACCUCCCCAACAAACCGGACUACCAGAACCACCAGCGGUGAGGACAGGUUCCGAAGAUUCGGGACAGACCCCACGACCAAGGGAAGGGAACACAGGAGGUAGGCUAAGUUCGGCCGGGAGCGAAGUAGUAGGAGGAAAUGAGGAGGAGGCCACAACACAGAAGAUGAUGCUGGCAAUAAUGAACAUGAUGAUGGAGAUGAAUAAGGAUAUGAUAGCAGAGAGGAAACGUCAAGAGGAGCAGGAGAAGAAGAAGGAACAGGAGACGGUUGGGGGAAUAGGGGAGAGGAGAGAGGAAGUAAAUCGAGGAGGGGAACGGGGGAGCCAGGAGAAAUGGCAAUCUACGGCGAAGAUCGAGGGCGUGCAGCCUAAGGGCACGAACGGGGGGAGGGCGAUACCAACGGAUGUAGACGAACUAAAUCGUCGUUGGCCGAGACCCAGUGCUGAUGAGGUUUUAAAGCGUCGAGAGGAAGGGAAGUGUACUGGAUGUGGAGAGAGAGGGCAUUAUAACCGGGAUUGUCCUGUAAUAGCGGCGAAGGUCAAAGCAGGGAUCAUCCCCUUGCGAUCUUUUGGACAAAAUGCUGGAGGAGAAGGGAGAUUUAGCACGGGGGGGAACGCCGUCCCUCUUGGGGACAGGAAGAAGAUCAACGCAGUCGGGAGGGAGGAAGCAGGUGUUGGAGAGCGGGGGAUGGACGAGGAGGAAAAAGAUGGGGACCCGUCGCGAUAG
Messenger RNA from Tremella mesenterica DSM 1558, 1566 nucleotides. RefSeq lists its product as uncharacterized. NCBI's taxonomy places the organism in Eukaryota, Fungi, Basidiomycota, Tremellomycetes, Tremellales, Tremellaceae. Bases 1 to 1566 code for a protein of 521 amino acids. The record is from RefSeq and is a predicted model, not a curated record. Gene Ontology annotation, molecular function: nucleic acid binding; zinc ion binding. The transcript has 6 exons.